Messenger RNA from Argentina anserina (silverweed cinquefoil), 3677 nucleotides. Its product is annotated as protein unc-13 homolog. The transcript is spliced from 26 exons. NCBI's taxonomy places the organism in Eukaryota, Viridiplantae, Streptophyta, Magnoliopsida, Rosales, Rosaceae. The record is from RefSeq and is a predicted model, not a curated record. The coding region runs from base 53 to 3421 and encodes 1122 amino acids.
CCUCUCUCUCCUCCAUUUCUUACUCUCCUCCUCCGAUAAGCUGACGUCGACGAUGGAGGAGCACCGCUACCGCCGUGACCGCCGUAACCUCCUACAGUUUCUCUUGUCUUCUUCUUCCUCCUCCUCCGCCUCCUCGCUCUCUCACAUCGAUUUCGAUACUCUCAGCGCCGAUUAUGUCAUCGAUUGCGUCAAAUCCGGCAAAGUGGUGGAUAUAUCUGAAGCUACUAAGCAGUUCUUCCAUGAAUCUUCGUUUCCUCCCAUGACUCAUUCGAAAUUAGGGGAUUCGUUUUUGCUACACACUGAUCCAGAAGCAUCAGGAUCACCUCCGCGCCGUCCACCGCCUACCACUACGAAUGCAUCAAGUUCGUCUAGAAAGCUGGGAUCAUUCAAGAUUCAGAACAUUGAGAAUGGUGAUGACGAGAGUUUUAAAUAUAGAGCCUCACCAAGCUCACGUCCAAAGCCUGUUGAGAACUUUAAGAUUGCUUCCUUGGGAUUGCCGAGUCUGAAAACAGGGUUAUCUGAUGAUGACUUGCGGGAAUCAGCCUACGAGGUAUUGCUUGCAUCUAUGGCAACAUCUGGGAUUGUAAUCUGUUCUGUUGAAGAUCAAAGGAAACAUAGGACUUCCAAGUUGCUUUCAAGUUUAAAGAGUAGAAAGGAUAAACCAAAUGUGCAGUCACUGCCUCUUGAUAAAAACUUACGGCUGCUCCGCACUAUCCGUGAGCAGAUGCAGAUUUCUGAAGCAAUGGAUGAGUGCACCCGACAGAAGAUGAUGAUGUUAUCGCCUGGCAAAACGCGGGUGCAAAUUGAUACUCCUCAAAUUGUGUUGGGGCUUUUGAAUUUCACUUUUAAGUCUGAUUUUUUGAGUGAAAAGUCUUAUACGCAAUGGAAGAAUAGACAGGCAAGCAUCUUAGAAGAACUUCUCUGCCUUUCUCCCAACCUUGUGACACAAGAUCAUAUAACUCUCAAACGUUCUCUUGCUAUGAUUAGGAAUGCAAAGGAAUGGGACUUUAUGUCUACUUCUGGAAGGGCAGAGGUUGUUUCGGUUAUCAAGCAGGUAGCUUCAACGCUAUCAUCUCUUCCAGGACGCUUUGAUCUCCAAAAUGAGACGUACUAUUGGACUUGUGGGUAUCACUUAAAUAUUAGGCUUUAUGAGAAAUUACUUCUUGGCGUAUUUGAUGUCCUUGAUGAAGGCCAAGUGAUAGCGGAAGCUGAUGAGUUCCUGAUGCUCUUGAAAUUGACUUGGUCUACUUUAGGCAUCACUCAAAAAAUGCAUGAUGCAUUAUAUUUGUGGGUCCUUUUCCAACAGUUUGUUGGAACAGAUGAUGCUCUGCUAUUAGAAUAUGCAACGGUGGAGUUGCAAGAACUUAUAUCAGCUAAAGCUGAUGAUGAGAACGUAAGGCUAUAUAUCAAUAGCCUGAUAUGUUCAAUCCACUUCAACACUAUCGAGAUAAAAUUAAGUUUGAUUGAUGCUGUCUUCUACUCUUUAAGCAUCUGGUGUGAGAGUAAACUACAAGACUAUCAUCUGCAUUUCAGUCAGCAACAUAGUCACUUAAAGAGGGUGAUGAGCUUAGUGUCAGCAGUUGGGGUUCUGAAUUUCAGUGAUAAUGGUCAUAUGAAGUUGAGGAGGUUCAAUCUCAAUACGGAGGCUGCAGAAAUACUUGAGUCGUAUGUGAAAAGGUCGAUUGAAGCUGCAUAUAGGCGGGCAGCAAGUGACAUAAAUCACUUAUCAGAAGUGGAAAAGAAACAUCCUUUGGGCGUCCUUGCAGAUGAACUGAGGUUGAUUGCUGAGAGAGAACUAAAUGGGUUCCACCGAGAAUUAUGCAAAUGGUGUCCUAAUUCUGGGAUGAUCGCGGCAAUGAUGUUGCACCAGAUUUAUUGGGAAAGACUUAAACCCUUUCUGGAUGGAGUAUCAUCUCUUUCUGAAGAUGUUAAAUCGGUGCUUCCAGCUGCUGAUUUGUUGGAUCAUGUCCUAACUCAGCUAUACAAUACUGGUUAUGGAGAAAAAAGGGCAGAUUUGCACCAUUACCCGAUUGGGGAAGUUGCUAAACCUAUCAUUCUUGAUUGGGUGAUUGCUCAGCAUGAACGCAUCUUGGAAUGGACUGGACGUGCUUUUGAUCUCGAGAAGUGGGAGCCUUUGUCAUCUCAGCAAAAACAGGCAGCAUCAAUAGUUGAAGUUUUUAGAAUAAUUGAGGAGACAGUGGAUCAAUUAUUUGGUUUCCAUCUCCCUAUGGAUAUUACUCAUUUACAAGCUCUGGUCUCUGUUGUCUUCCAUACCUUGGAUGCCUAUUUGCUGAAAUUGCUCGAUCAGAUAGUUGAGAAAAGAUACUUAUAUCCAUCGGCCCCGCCAUUGACCCGCUACAAGGAGACGACUAUUCCAGUGCUUAAAAAGAAGUUCCUUGAGUGUAUGCCUUUGGACGGCAAUGUGCAUGACAAGUUGAAUAAUCUGACAAUACCCAAACUCUGUAUCAGAAUGAACACAUUAAAAUAUAUUCAAAAACAAAUUGACAUACUAGAAGAUGGUAUCAGAAAUUCUUGGGCACUUGUCAGACAAUCCAUUGAUAACACAGGAGGCAAAAAACAACUUUUGGGAACUUCAACAUGCAGUGACCAAAUUGAUGAGCUCUUCAACACCACCUUUGACAUCAUCAGGGAUACUGCAGCAAAUACCAUCAGCAAAAUUUGUGACUUUACUGGUGCAAAAGCAGUGUUCUGGGAUCUGAGACAUGCAUUCCUCUUUUGUUUAUAUUGUGGUAGCGUUGAAGCUUCUCGUUUAGAUGGUGUUCUCACACGCAUUGAUACUGUACUUGACCAUGUAUGCAACUUUAUUGAUGAAUCACUUAGAGAUGCUGUUGUUUUCAGCAUUUGUCGAGCAUCACUGGAAGGCUUUGCGUGGGUUUUGCUUGAUGGUGGACCUUCCCGUGCAUUUUGUGAUUCAGAUAUUGUACUAAUAGAAGAUGACCUAUCUGCGUUAAAGGAUUUUUUUGUAGCUGAUGGUGAAGGCCUUCCUCGAUCAGUAGUGGAGCAAGAAGCAAAGUUUCCUGAGCAAAUAUUGAACUUAUAUUCACUACAGACUGAGACUAUCAUCCAAAAGCUGAUGGCUGCAAGUGAACAAAUUUCAUUGGGGCUAGAUUCACAUGAUCAUAACAACAUGCGCUUAAAUAAUGCCCACACUUUUGUGCGGGUUUUAUGCCACAGAAAAGAUAGAGAAGCCUCUAAAUUCUUGAAAAGGCAAUAUCAGCUCCCUAUGUCUUCAGAAUAUGAAGACACUCCAUCAACAGAUCCAAUUUCCCAAUCACCUCUCAGAUCAGAUCUAGCAAAGCGAACCACGUCUUUUCGUUGGGAUAGUACUCAUAGCACAUUUACCUCGUUUAGGAAGAAACUUCAAGAAGCAACAUCUGAACUCAGGAAUGUGGGAUGGUAGGGCAGACGAAACAAUCCACUGUAAGGCACCUUGCAUUCUCAUUUAGAUUCCUAGACUGCACAGGGUAGACUCCCUUGACAAGUAAAACGAGGCAAAAACUUGUGUUCCCGUACUUGUAUAGGUGUAUCAAAAAGUAUUGUCUCUGCAGGACUUGGUAGAAUCCUAUAUUUUGAUAUCUUCAAUAUUAUGUCGUAUCACACCAACUUCAACAUUUUGCACUGCUGCUCACAAUUACUGUUAGCAUUCAUCAUCUCUU